This is a messenger RNA of Monodelphis domestica (gray short-tailed opossum), 6229 nucleotides long. RefSeq names its product protocadherin-8-like. The record is from RefSeq and is a predicted model, not a curated record. Gene Ontology annotation, biological process: homophilic cell-cell adhesion. Gene Ontology annotation, molecular function: calcium ion binding. Gene Ontology annotation, cellular component: plasma membrane. NCBI's taxonomy places the organism in Eukaryota, Metazoa, Chordata, Mammalia, Didelphimorphia, Didelphidae.
UUGGUCAGAAAAGUUACUCAUUUGCAUAUUCUAAACUAUGUGACCUCUGGGGUAGGGCUCAUAAAAGGCACUGUGUUGGCUGGGACAGAGUAAACUGAUUACACAGCUGAAAGGGUUUACUGAUGGCACAUGUAUUUAACAUAGGGCAAGUAUUUCUGGAAUUAACUCUUAGGAUUAUUUCAAGUUUGCAGCUAUAGAGAUUCUGCAGCCAUCUCUCUCUCUCUCUCUCUCUCUCUCUCUCUCUCUCUCUCUCUCUCUCUCUCUCUCUCUCUGUCUCUCUCUCUCUCUCUCUCUGUCUCUCUCUCUCUCUCUCUGUGUGUGUGUGUGUGUGUGUGUGUGUCUCAAAGAAGAUGUCUCAGAAAAAGCUCAGUUUUCCUACUGUCCCUCUAUGCAGUAGUAGAUUGAGCUCUCUGUGGCUAGUAUGGAUGCUGGUGGCAGGGUUUCGCACAGAAACAGUAAAUUACCACAUCUAUGAGGAAGAGAUCCCCGGGACGGUCAUUGGGGUCCUCUCUGCACACACCAGGGCUGAUUCACCUGGUAUGGUUCCUAGAAAUUUUCGCCUGAUGAAGCAGUUCAACACCUCUCUGAUCCGGUUGAGUGAGGAUGAUGGACAGUUGACUGUCGGGGAGAACGGUAUUGAUCGAGAGCAGCUAUGCCAACAGUCCCAGCAAUGCACAUUGACUUUCGACGUAGUCAGCUUCUCCCAGUUGAUACAUGUAGAAGUGGAGGUGAGAGACAUCAAUGAUCACUCGCCCCGCUUCCCUCGCUCCCAGAUCCCCGUGGAGGUGUCAGAGAGUGCAGCCGUGGGCACCCGCAUCCCCUUGGAGGUGGCAGUGGACGAGGACGUGGGUUCCAAUGCCCUCCAGAGCUUGCGUCUGGUCGAGCCACACAGCUUUUUUCGCGUGGAGCUGCAGACUCGAGCUGACGGCGCCAAAUAUGCUGAUCUGUUGCUUCUGCAGGAGUUGGACCGUGAGAGCCAGGCCAACUACAGCCUGGAAUUGGUGGCCCAGGACGGGGGAGAUCCUCCGCGCUCCGCCACAGCAGUCCUCAGCGUUCGGGUGCUGGACGCCAAUGAUCACAGCCCAGUCUUCCCACUGGGCUCUUUCAUCGAGGUAGAGGUGUCGGAGGACUCUCCUGAGGGUUCCCUGCUGCUUGACAUUGACGCCACAGACCCAGAUGAGGGUCCCAGUGGUGACGUAGUGUUCUUCUUCGGUGGACGGACUCCACCUGAGGCGCAGCUCCCUUUCCACUUGGACCCACGCUCAGGCCACCUCACUCUGACCAGACCCCUAGAUUACGAACAGAAGGAGACCUAUGAGCUGGAUGUCAUGGCUCAGGACCAAGGCCCAGGGUCCCGGGUUUCUACUUGCAAGGUCAUCGUGCACAUCCUCGAUGUAAACGAUAAUGCCCCGGUCAUAACUAUUAUCCCACUGGUGAUGGCUGUAAACACUGCCUCUGACUACUCCAGCUCCUUCGCUGCCCCUGUCUCGGCCUCCUGGGAAGAACCUGGAGGCCCACAGUCUGGGGUGGCUCUCUCUCUCAUCCCAGAGGGGGCUGCUCAGGAGAGCCUUGUGGCUCUGGUCAGCACCUUGGACAGGGAUUCGGACUCCAAUGGGCAGGUGCAUUGCGCCCUCUAUGGACAUGAGCACUUCAGAUUGCAGCCAGCCUAUGCUGGCAGCUAUCUGGUGCUGACUACUACACCACUGGACCGUGAGCGCAUCCCCGAGUACAACUUGACCUUGGUGGCCCAGGACCUGGGCUCCCCGCCACUGAGCACAAUGAGGCCCUACACGGUGCGCGUGGCAGAUGAGAACGACAACGCGCCACUCUUCGCGCGCCCCGUCUACGAAGUGUCAGUGCUGGAGAACAACUUCCCGGGUGCCUACCUCACUACGGUAGUUGCUCGGGACCCAGACCUGGGCCGUAAUGGCAAGGUGACCUAUCGGCUGUUGGAGACUAAAGAAGGUCAGGACAGGGACCUAGUGUCCGCCUACGUUUCUGUUGACUCGGACAGUGGGGUACUGAGGGCUCGGCGGCGCUUUGACCGGGAGGCACUAGCAGAGCUGGAGGUGGCGCUGGAGGCGCGUGACGGUGGCUCUCCAUCUCAGUGGGGACAGACCGUGGUGCGGUUAGUGGUGGAGGACCAGAAUGACCAUGCUCCAGAGGUGAUUUUCCCACUGCUUUCCAACGGCUCAGCCCUAGUGCCACUGCCCCGCGGUGUUCCCCCAGGCUUCCUGGUCACCCGGGUACAGGCCCGUGACGAGGACGAGGGUCCCAACGCAGAGCUGACUUACAGCCUUACCCACAGCGACGGCGACCCCGGAGCGCUGGCGCUGCACCCGCACACUGGCGAGCUGUCGCUGAGGCGGCAGCUGUCACCUUGGCCCAUUGAUCCUCUGACCUUGGUGGUAACAGUUCAGGACAACGGGAGGCCUUCUCUCUCCUGCACCACUACCCUAAUGCUGGUCCCUGCUCCUGCUUCGCCCCCUGGUGGAAAUAUGGUGCUGGUGCCACCUCCACCCCUGCCGCCGCCUUCCAGAGAGGAGCAGGCAGGGUUGCAGAAGGGGCGACUGCAGAGAGCCACUGGACGCAGGCCUGACCUCUCUACUAUCUUUAUCGGAGUGCUGGCGGGUGGCUGUGGGCUGUUGCUCGUGGCCAUUGUCACUGUAGCGUCGUCGUACCAGGGUAGGGGCCUGAUCGGGAGAAAGGUAUUUUUCAAGUGCAGCAAGAGAUCAGGACUGGCCAGCACAGAGAGCUGGACAUCUGGCAGCCAGAGGUCAUCUAGAGGGUCGGAUAGUAAGGACUCUGAGAGCCUCGCGGAAUCCUACCCUCUUUCUGUCACUGAUGAAGUUGAGGAGGAGGAAGAGGUGGAGACUGUCAGUUCAUCUAAUUCCAGGAACAGUGGGGUUUCCCUUUCUCCCUCACCUGGAGAGAGGAGUGAGACUUCCAAGGGUUCAGUCUCAGCUCCUUUUCAUUCUACAUCUCCAUGGAAAGAGGAUAAAUCUGCUGCAAGUUUAGGUACCCAGUCAAGUCCAGAUGAAUGCAGUGUGAAGGACAGUGGGAAAGGAGACAGUGAAUAUAAUGAUAGUGAUUCUGAUAUUGGUGGAGAAAGGAUGAAGAAAAUAUCCCUUCAGAUGGCUGAAAAGCAAGCUGGUGUUCCAGUAAGUAUGGAAAGAAGAACUUUUAAGGAUCCCAAAAGAUCCUCUUUAAUUCAAGAGUACCCCAAAAGCAAGAAUCUUUCAUCACAUUGUGACAAUGUAUAUAAGAUUGCAUUUUCUUCAAGUAGCAUCCAUCAGCACCAUUCUCAGUUGAGAAAUAUUAAUUUUCAUACACAAGACUCUGAACUAAAGGAGUAUUAUUAUCAAGUUAGUGCACCCCAGAGUGAAAGACUUCUAAGUGUGUAUGAAAGAGCCCCAAACAGUGGGACAAUAAUGCCACUUUCUACUCUAUUAAGACAGAAUAAUGGAUUAAAUCGUCCUACAGAGAACACUUUACCUUUGCACACCUCUGAAAUAAGCACAUCAUUCUGAAACACUGAAUGAUGGAGGGGGGGGAAACCAUGGAAAUACAUACAUUUUUCUGUGAGAGUUUCUUAGACAAGCUGUAUAAUAAAUCUUUGAUUUUCUGAAGGUUUCUUUAAGGUAUGAAAACAUUAAUGUUGGGGGUACAUUAUGGGCCCCAAGUAUUUUACCAAAGAAUCAUAUUGAGACUAGUAUUAGAAUAACUAGUACUUGUUGUUACACAUGUAAAGAAUGUAAGAUGUGUUUUAUAUAUUGACAAUUUAUAGAUGUAAAUAAAAAGAGUAGUUCUCAACAUUUAUUUCCACUUUAAGGCAUAUGUGAUUGAAUUACUAAGCUAACUCAACUUCAAAAUCAUAUAAAACUGUCAAGCAUUCUCAGGAAUGACUUGGUUCUCUUUGGGGUAGCUUGAGAGGUCCCAGAACCACCUCUGAGGUUUAGACUUGAAGGUAUCCCAUGGUUUGACAGCAUUGAUUGGUUUGGAUACUCUGAUAAGGUUUAUGCUCUGCCCAUAGUUUCUGCUUUUAUUCCAGUUAGCAAUAAUUAAUUCAGCAAUCUCCAGGGAAAUCCAUUUAGUUUUGUACACUGUAUGUUACACAAUUAUGUAUAAUUUCUGUAUAGAAGCUGUAUGAUAUAAUUUCCCAUAGACUUACCUCAAGGAAUAUAGCGUCUUAAAGUUAAAAAAAAAACCCAAUAAUUUGAUGUUCUCCUAGAAACUCAAAAAUAUUAGCAAUCUUAACUUCUACCACUUUAAAUCCAAAAUCAAAGUAAUUGUAACUUUGACUUAAAUCUUUUGUAAAAACAAUGAACAAAAAACCCUACUCAUCUUUAUUCCUAUGUUGUAUCAAGAAAUGUUCCUUUAUUCAUUAAAAGGAAUAAAUAAAUAUUCCUUUAUUUGUUUUAAUGAAUGGUAAAUGGUCCAUGGCAAUAGACUAGUAAAUGAAUUUAGCUGUGUCCAAUUGCCUUAUAUGUCCUUUUUAAUACUGCAGUAACUACUCUCUUGCUAUGGUACAAUAAAUGAAAGAUAAAUGACAGUCUUGAAAGAUAAGCCUUUCAAAGUGCCUAAUUUAUUACAAUGUUGUUGUUUAGUUAUUUCUGUUUUGUCCAACUCUUUAUGACCCGAGUUGAGAUUUUCUAGGCAAACACAUUGGGGUGGUUUUCCAUUUCCUUCUUCAGUUCAUUUUACAGAUGAAGAAACUGAGGCAAACAGGGUUGAAUGAUUUGUCCAAGGUUACAUAACUAGUUAAUAUCUGAAGUCAGAUAUGUACUCAGGAAGAUGAGUCUUCUGGACUCCAGGCCUGAUACUAGAAUCAUUGUGCCACCUAUCUGCCCCUUGACAGAUACUAGAGAAACCAGAAUUCAAAGCAGGUAUAUACCUUGCUUUGCAGAAUAGUUUCCUAAAUCAUUGUAUGCUUGCUGAUUGAGCCUUGUUCUUCCAGUACUCACUGUAGUCCAAACAUGUCUUAUCUGCUUCUUCUGUGACUUUGCUCAUAUGGAUUCUAUUUUUUUUUGUAAAUUUAAAAUUCAAUCACAUUUAAGAUGCACUGGAUGACUUUGCUAUCUAUUGGAAUAAAUUGGUUGGAUCUUUAGUGGGGAAAAAAGAGACUUUUUAUUAAUUUUGCAAGUUUUGCAAAUUUGCAAAUAUUCUAAUCUUGAGACUGUUGUACCAUAGUUUUGUAUUCCCUGGUAGUUUGAAUUUAAGAAAGCUCUAGUUUUACAGUCCCAGUGAAAAGUACCAAGGCUGCUUAUCCCUACUAAGCAGGCUUCUGAUAGAAUCAAAAACUGUUCUACAAACAAUUGCUUAAGAAUAGCAAGGGAAGUUUUCUAUUUGUUUAUCAAAUAAGAGAGUAUUUUUAAUUACCAGUAAAUCAUUGACAUUACCACUUAGGUAAUGUUCUUAGUAGGCUCUGCCUGGAAACAAAUAAUGUUGAUCUUUGACAGAACUGCUUUGUUCAUAAAAAUGAAUACAGGAGGAGUAGAGUUAACAAUUGAUUAUUCAUUUGCUUGUAUACUGUAAUUAGCAGAGGAAUACAGCAAUCAAUUUUAAGCCCACUUCCUUAGUCUAUACAUGCAGAAGGAUUGAUUGCUGGUUUGAAUUUGCUGAAUAAAAAGUGAAGCUAACUAAUUUCAAUUUGUAUUUCAUUGAGUAAAUGUCAAAUAUUGAUUUGUUUGACUACUAGUGAAGCACUGUCAUUCUUUGAAGGUGGCAUGACACCAUGAUAUUAUGUAAUUUCAUUUCACUUCUCUGUAAGAGGAAAUGUUUAGCUAUAUAUAGGAGGAAAAGCCUCAGACUAUCACAUUCUUUCAACCCUUCACUCUUUUUAUCUCAAUUUGUCCAUUCGUGUUUAUCACUAGAUAUUCGAUGGAUGUGUAGUGGUCCUGGUAUUGAAGGAAGAGAGGAACACUCAAUAGGACAACAGAAUCAUAUCAAGUUCUUUAUUGGAUUUCUUACACUAUAGUAGUUACAUUUCAGAGGACAUGAUUUAGCCAAUGUAACAAGCUAGGUUAAAGUGGAUUUCUGUUGUCUGUCUAAACAAUUUUCUUAAGUUCAAGCCAUACUAGAAUUGGUGAACAGGUUUUAAAAAAAGUUUUAAAGGUGAUGAAUCAUUUUACAUCGACAACUUUGUGACCUUGACCUAUUUCUAGCUGCUACCAUAAAUUCUAAAAGUGAUUUUAUUAACCUAAUAAAAGCAUGCAGUGUUUAAAGAAAA